CAGAAGUGGCAAAGUCUCUUUUUUUAAGAAGAAGAAUGGGUCUGAUGUGGAACAUCACGUGAUCAAACUGGAGAACAGGUUGGGGGACGCCCUGUGUGUGCAGUAAUCACUACAAGAACUACAUGAUGGAGUUAACUGCUGUGGGGUCUCAUGGUGAGAGUCCUCUAGCCCCCUCCCUGUAGUCAUGAGUGGCUCCAAGCCGGACAUCCUGUGGUCUCCCCACCACCCGGACCGCUAUGUCAUCUGUGACUCGGAGCUGGGCCUGUACCGCAUCGGUCCGGCGGGGGCUGCCGAGCUCAAGGGCGGCACCGUGCCCCUCUCGGGAGAGACGGCCGCCACCUUGCUGGCCAUCAAUUCGGACACUCCCUACAUGAAGUGCGUGGCCUGGUACCCCAAGCAGGAGCCCGAGUGCCUUCUCGCCGUGGGCCAGGCCAAUGGCAGGGUGGUGCUCACCAGCCUGGGUCAGAGCCACAACUCGGCUUGCAAGGAGCUGGUGGGCAAAGAGUUUGUGCCCAAGCAUGCCCGCCAGUGCAACACGCUAGCCUGGAACCCGGUGGAUAGCAACUUGCUGGCGGCCGGCUUGGAUAAACACCGGGCCGACUUCUCGGUGCUCAUCUGGGACAUCAGCAGCAAGUUCUCCCCGGAGGCCAGCGUCUCCGCCGAGAAGAUCCGCCUGUCAUCCUCCGACUUGGACCCGAGCUCGGUAGUAACCAAGCCGCUGUAUGACCUGGGCCAGAACGACGCUUGUUUGUCCCUCUGCUGGCUCCUCCGGGACCCCAAGCUCCUCUUGGCCGGCAUGCACCGCAACCUGGCUGUCUUCGAUUUGAGGAACACCAGUCAGAAGACUUUUGUCAACACCAAAGCCAUCCAGGGGGUCACGGUGGAUCCCCAUUUUCCCGACCGCGUGGCCUCUUUCUUUGAGGGUCAGGUGGCCAUCUGGGACCUGAGGAAGUUCGAGAAGCCCGUGCUCACCCUCACCGAGCAGCCGAAGCCUCUCACCAAGGUGGCAUGGUGCCCGACCCGCACGGGCCUGCUGGCCACGUUGACCCGCGACAGCAACAUCAUCCGUCUGUACGACAUGCAGCACACGCCCACGCCCAUCGGGGACGAGACCGAGCCCACCAUCAUCGAGCGCAGCGUGCAACCCUGCGACGGCCUCAUCGGCACCUUCGCCUGGCACCCGUCCCGGCAGAACCGCAUGGUGGUGGUGUCGGCCGCCAACCGCGUCAUGACCGACUUCACCGUCUUUGAGCGCAUCUCGCUGGCGUGGAGCUCCACCACCUCGCUCAUGUGGGCUUGCGGACGCCACCUGUACGAGUGCGCCGAGGACGGGCCGGAGGGCGCCCAGGGCCUCCUGGAGCAGGACAUCGCCACCAAGAUGAGGCAGAGGGCUCAGUCCAGGUACGGACACGACACCGUCCAGGUGUGGAGGAACCACCUACUUGCUGGGGGCAACGAUUCCCAGCUCAAGUCCCUCUGGUUUGACCUCUUCUAUAUGAAGCAGUGUGCCGAGGACGCCGAGCUGAAGCUGCAGGCGAACAAACAGGCCGUCGUCUACUCGGGUAUCAAGAAUAUUGUCAAGACCAGCUCAGGCACCACAGAGAGCCGCAAGUGCUGGAGCGGUUCGGAGCGUCAGACAGAGGCCACGCGUUUCCACAGCGAGGAGCGCGGCCUGGCCCUGCGCCUUUGCGGCUGGAUGGGCCGAGCGUCCGACGCGGACGUGGAGCCCUUCCUGCGUUCGCUGGAGCAGGAACGCGAGUGGGAGCGAGCCGCUGCCGUGGCCCUUUUCAACCUGGACAUCCGCAGAGCUAUACAGAUCCUCAACAGGGGAGCCAUGGCUGAGAAGGGUGACCUGAACCUGAACGUGGUGGCCAUGGCGUUGUCGGGCUACACGGACGAGAAGGCCUCGCUUUGGCGGGAAAUGUGCAGCUCGCUCAGGUUGCAGCUCAACAACCCCUACCUCUGCGUCAUGUUCGCCUUCCUCACCAGCGAGCCGGGAGCCUACGACGGCGUGCUGUACGAAAGCAGCGUGGCGGUGCGUGACCGAGUCGCCUUUGCCUCCAUGUUCCUCAACGACACUCAGCUUCCCCGCUACGUGGACAAACUGACCAACGAGAUGAAGGAGGCGGGCAACCUGGAGGGCAUCUUGCUGACGGGCUUGACCAAGGAUGGCGUGGACCUGAUGGAGAGCUAUGUGGACCGGACCGGAGAUGUCCAGACGGCCAGCUUCUGCAUGCUCAAGGGUUCUCCCGGUGAAGUUCUGAAGGACCCCAGAGUCCAGUGCUGGAUCGAGAACUAUCGCAACCUGCUGGACGCGUGGCGCUUCUGGCACAAGCGGGCCGAAUUUGACAUCCAUCGAGGAAAAUUGGACCCCACCUCCAAACCUCUAGCCCAGGUGUUUGUCAGCUGCAACUUCUGCGGCAAGUCCAUCUCGUACAGCUGCGCCGCCAUGCCCCACCAGGGCCGCGGCUUCAGCCAGUACGGCGUGAGCGGCUCGCCCACCAAGUCCAAAGUGACCAGCUGCCCGGGGUGCCGCAAGCCGCUGCCACGCUGCGCCCUGUGCCUCAUGAACAUGGGCACGCCCGUGUCUAGCUGCGCCGGAACCGGGAAGUCCGACGACAAGGUCGACCUGACAAGGGACAACAAACUGGCUCAGUUCAACAACUGGUUCACCUGGUGUCACAACUGUCGACACGGCGGCCACGCUGGACACAUGCUCAGCUGGUUCAGGGACCACACAGAGUGCCCCGUGUCGGCGUGCACGUGUAAAUGCAUGCAGCUAGACACGACGGGCAAUUUGGAGCCCUCGGACAGCAGCUGAAAGACAAAAGCGGCCUGUCGGAGCCGCACGUCCUCCAACAAGAAGGGAAACUCAGUGAUUUAUUUCGCUGGGGUCGUCAACCUCUCAGGACAAUCAACAAGGAGGCUCUCUCUCUCGCAGUCUAACCUGAAUCUGAAGAACCUCAUAAAAAAAAUGUGAUUCUAGGUGCCAAACGUUUUUUUUUUUUUUAACUAAACAGUGGAAGCAAAUUUUGCCACAAGGCAGUUUUACCUCUCAGCAGUUGAAAGCCUUUGUGAAAUGAAAUGUGACCCCCCCCCCGACCCCAUUCUUCCAUUAAACAUCGUAAUUGAUCGCAAUAAGACUA
Molecule: messenger RNA, 3146 nt
Organism: Syngnathus acus (greater pipefish)
Lineage: Eukaryota; Metazoa; Chordata; Actinopteri; Syngnathiformes; Syngnathidae
Gene: mios
Product: missing oocyte, meiosis regulator, homolog (Drosophila)
Exons: 12
Coding region: 185-2821 (878 amino acids)
Biological process (GO): positive regulation of TORC1 signaling; cellular response to amino acid starvation
Cellular component (GO): cytoplasm
Molecular function (GO): protein binding
Source: RefSeq, a predicted model, not a curated record